This is a messenger RNA of Protopolystoma xenopodis, 216 nucleotides long. The record is from the annotation of a GenBank genome assembly. NCBI's taxonomy places the organism in Eukaryota, Metazoa, Platyhelminthes, Monogenea, Polystomatidea, Polystomatidae.
AUGGCUGUUGCUACAGCUGCCGCCUUUUGUGGUCCACGCAAGAAUGUAUUCCGGUUUACCAGUUUAUCUCCUCUGACUACGUACGUGCGCACGCGACUUUGCUUGUUUCCGUGUCCACUUGGUUGCAUUUUCGCCCACCAGCUUGCUUGCCGCCCCUUCCGUCACCUGGGGGAACUUUGUCGUCUGGAUGCCGAAUGGCCGCAACAUAUGGAGUAA